GGAAGUGAGAGUGACUAUUUAGGGCGGGACGUUUUCAAAUACGUGCAGUUGUGACUGUUGACAAAUCUCACAUUUUUCAUAUCGAUAAAGGCCUUUGUCCUGACCGGCAUCGUAUUAAUUGGAAAACGAUAAAGCACAAUGUCUUCAAAGAUUCCAAGAGGUGUGCAGCUCACUGCAGAAACAAAGAAAACUGGUGACAACGGGACAAGGAAAAAUGUUGCUCCCAAAGGGUUAUCCACUAGGUAUGGGCAACAGUCAGGGCUCAAGGAGCAGAACCAGCAUCUGAUGGCUACCAAUGAGGAGCUGCAGAAAAACCUCUCGGAGACACAGCAAAGAGUAGCUGAGUUGGAGCUGCAGUACAGUGACAUUGACAAGGAGAAUGUGGAAGUACAGAAAAACCUGAGGGACUGUCAUGUCCUCCUAGUCGCAGCCAACAUCGACCCAGUUGUAGGAGAAAGAGUUGGAGAAGCUGCACGACAAAAUGAUGAUCAAAGAAAAGAAGUUAUGAGUGUAUCCACGAACCUGCUGAAUGAAUUGAAAGUGUUCAGAGACUCUGCAUCCCAGCAACGUCCCCUGCUAGAGGUGAGUCAACUCCUUUGUAACGAUCCAUUUAACGUUGCUAUUUGUUGCAUAAGAUUUAAGGAAAUGUUUUUAAAUGUUCCUCAUUUUACACGUUCACAGGGAAUCAAAUCAAUAAUGACAGAUGUCACUAAAGCACUGGAACAUAUCAAGCAGGAACGGGAGGACUUUUCUCUGGAGGCUGCUGAAAUAGAACAAGCUCUUAAGGAAGCAGAAGCUCUCUUGUUAUAAAUGUAAUAAUCAUUUCUCGACUUAAAGUAUUUAAAAAAAUAAAAUGUAAGUGUAUAUUGAUGUAAUGUUGUGGUGAGAGAAAGUGAAUAAAGUAUUGUUGUUUUCGCCUAUUCCUCAUCUCUUUUCAUAUUAAAACGGUUGAAACCACAAUAUUUGAAGACGCUAACCCCGGGGAGAAAUUGGAUUUUGUAACAGUUGCUCCAUUUUAGAAUAUAACAUAUUAGAUGUUCAAGUAAUAUGUACAAUUACCUAUACCAUAUAUGAGAGGAUUUUCUUUUCCAGUAUACCCACAACUAAAGAUUGUAAUAAUUAUCUACAACUUCAGAUAUUUUCCAUGUAAGUUGAUGAUCAUCGGGUCCUGAAAAUGUAGUUAAAAAACUUGAUAACUAAUUGAUUUUUGCAUUUAAAUCACAUUAACCUAGUUGUUAUAGUCCUUCGAUAAAUACAUAAAAAAUAGUAUUGUGUGUAUAUAUAUUUUUUAAAACACUAAUGACUAAUAUGUCAUGGAAAAUGCCUAUUGCAGUAUCAUAAAUCCGUACAUUGUGCAGCUUGUAGUCCCUUAUUAUGUGGACAUAUGCUAAUUGUCAGGUGUAUAUGUGUCUACUGUGACAUGUUCACAUGCUGCAGCUGCUCUUUUCACUGUGUACUGUAUAUGCACACAAACCUAUACCACACUACAGGAAAGGGAAAACCCAUACAAGAUCAAUAGGGCCUCUUUAAGCUUACAAUCUUCAUCCCUCUCA
Messenger RNA from Trematomus bernacchii (emerald rockcod), 1553 nucleotides. It is a transcript of the gene knstrn, whose product is annotated as kinetochore localized astrin (SPAG5) binding protein. Gene Ontology annotation, cellular component: centriolar satellite; microtubule plus-end; mitotic spindle. The record is from RefSeq and is a predicted model, not a curated record. Bases 139 to 810 code for a protein of 223 amino acids. The transcript has 8 exons. NCBI's taxonomy places the organism in Eukaryota, Metazoa, Chordata, Actinopteri, Perciformes, Nototheniidae. Gene Ontology annotation, biological process: mitotic sister chromatid segregation; spindle organization; regulation of attachment of spindle microtubules to kinetochore.